Messenger RNA from Capsella rubella, 623 nucleotides. Its product is annotated as heavy metal-associated isoprenylated plant protein 24. The record is from RefSeq and is a predicted model, not a curated record. Bases 62 to 514 code for a protein of 150 amino acids. The transcript has 2 exons. NCBI's taxonomy places the organism in Eukaryota, Viridiplantae, Streptophyta, Magnoliopsida, Brassicales, Brassicaceae. Gene Ontology annotation, molecular function: metal ion binding.
UCUCUCUAGCCUCCCUCGUGAUUAGUUCUUCAAUCAAAACUAAGUAUUGGUGUGAGUAAAGAUGGGUGUUGAAGGAACAAUGGAGUAUAUAUCUGACUUUUUAAAGAAGAGGAAGAGGAAAAAGAAGAAACAAAUGCAAACGGUAGCUCUCCGAGUGGCUCGUAUCGAUUGUGAAGGUUGUGAACGUAAGAUCAAACAUAUCCUCUCCGGCGUCAAAGGGGUGAAGUCAGUGGACGUGGACGUGAAGCUACAAAAGGUAACAGUAAUGGGAUAUGUAGACCCAAAGAAGGUUUUAGAGGCAGCCAAGUCAACAAAGAAGAAAGUGGAGCUAUGGCCUUAUGUUCCCUACACAAUGGUGGCGAAUCCUUACAUAUCUCAGGCUUAUGACAAGAAGGCACCACCAAACAUGGUUAGGAAAGUCCCCGACACGGCCACGGUCAAUGAGACCACCGUCGAUGAUUCUUACACCAUUAUGUUUAGUGACGAGAACCCUAAUUCUUGCUUUAUCAUGUAAAUCAAAGAGUAUGUGUGCUUUUUUCGUAUAAGUUAAGUAUAUAGUUAUAGUUUUAUACUAUUAAUGAUUUUGGUAAUAGUAGUAAGAAUCGUUGUGUGGGUUUGGUUUA